Molecule: messenger RNA, 1110 nt
Organism: Ostreococcus tauri
Lineage: Eukaryota; Viridiplantae; Chlorophyta; Mamiellophyceae; Mamiellales; Bathycoccaceae
Product: Decaprenyl diphosphate synthase-like
Exons: 1
Coding region: 1-1110 (369 amino acids)
Biological process (GO): polyprenol biosynthetic process
Source: RefSeq, a predicted model, not a curated record
AUGCGCGCGUCGUUCGCGCGCGUCGACUUCGCGCCCACGCCGCACGCGCGCGCGCGCACGCGACGCGUCGACGAGAAAUCGAGAAAGAAUCGUCACGUCUCACGAAAGCGUCUCUCUCUCUCCCUCGCGCCUCGUGCGUUUCGUGACGACGCGUGGAAGGACGACCACUUCGAUAUUUCUUCGUCCACGGCGAACGAAGCGUCGACGAGCGGGCGGAUCGAGGAGAGUGAGGAGAGACGCGCGGGCGGGUGGGGACGGAACGCGCUCGCCGGGUUUGGGAGCGUGUUCGGCGCUCCCAGAGGGGCGGCGACGCGAUGGGACGGGAAGCCAGCGCCUUUGAGUGGUUUGGCGAGCGAUCGCGUGCCGAAUCACGUGGCGAUCAUCAUGGAUGGGAACGCGCGGUGGGCGACUCGCCGACGGCUCCCGCGAAGCGUUGGACACGAGCGAGGCGUGAGCGCUUUGCGAGGCGUCGUUCGUUGCUGCGCCGCGUGGGACGUGCGAACACUCACGGUGUUCGCGUUUAGUCAGGAGAAUUUCGGACGGAAUCAGGUAGAGGUGACGGAACUCAUGGCGCUCGUGGAGACGGCGCUCCAAGACGAGUUGCCGCUUCUUGUCAAAGAGGGCGUUCGCGUGGAGGUCAUCGGCGACCUGGACAAGGUGAGCGAGGGCGUUCGAGAGGCGGUAGGACGAGCGGUAGAAGCGACUAAGCACAACUCAACCUUGAGACUCGUCGUCGCGCUCAGUUACGGCGGUCGUCAGGACAUUGUCCAAGCCGCCAAGGCGCUCGCGAACAAGGUGGCUUCGGGAGAGUUGCGAGCCGAGGACAUCGACGAGGACGUUCUGAGCGCCCAUUUAUCUACCUACGACGCUCGAUCCGCGAACGAGGAUCCGUUGAAUUUCUCCCAACACCCCGAUCUCUUGAUUCGCACCUCGGGCGAGAUGCGUCUGAGCAACUUUCUCUUGUGGGACCUGGCGUACACCGAGCUCUACUUCGCGAACAUGAUGUGGCCCGAGUUCGGCGAGGCGGAGCUCCGAAGGGCGUUUCACGCCUAUGCUAAGCGCGAUAGAAGAUUUGGCGCGCGCGCUCGACGUUUCGUCACCCCGAGAUGA